Ictidomys tridecemlineatus (thirteen-lined ground squirrel) is the source of this 1356-nucleotide messenger RNA. It is a transcript of the gene Tbcc, whose product is annotated as tubulin folding cofactor C. Lineage: Eukaryota; Metazoa; Chordata; Mammalia; Rodentia; Sciuridae. Gene Ontology annotation, biological process: tubulin complex assembly; post-chaperonin tubulin folding pathway. The record is from RefSeq and is a predicted model, not a curated record. Gene Ontology annotation, molecular function: tubulin binding. Gene Ontology annotation, cellular component: cytoplasm.
UGGUGGGAGGCCUCACGGAGGGCGCGCCCCAAGGAUGGAAAGCGGGAGAGAGGGAGCUUAAAAUCAAAAUGGAGAGUGCUGGUUGUUCCGCAGCCGCUGUGGGAAACCGGGACAUGGGGUCCCAGCGGGAUCUGAGCCUGGUUCCUGAGCGGCUUCAGAGACGCGAGCAAGAGAGGCAACUGGAGGUGGAAAAGCGGAAGCAAAAGCGGCAGAACCAGGAGGUGGAAGAAGAGAAGAGCGACUUUUUCGCCGCCGCCUUCUCUCGGGAACGAGCGGCCGUGGAAGAGCUUCUGGAGGGCGAGGAAUCAGUCGAGCGGCUAGAGGAGGCGACGUCUCGGCUCCAAGGGCUGCAGAAACUUCUCAACGACUCAGUUUUGUUCCUAGCCCCCUACGACUUGAGGCAGGGACAAGAGGCGCUGACGCAUCUCCAGGCUGCCCUGGCCGAACGGCGCCAGGAGCUGCAGCCCAAGAAGCGGUUCGCUUUCAAGACCCGAAGGAAGGAUGCUGCUUUGGCCUCCAAAGUAGACACGGCUCCCGUCGCUCCGGCAGCUGAAGGCAUCAUGUCCCCGUCGCUACCCUUGAAGGACGAGGAAGCACUUGGUUUCAGCUGGGCCUGUGGCUUCACCAACCUGGAGUUCCAAGUCCUGGAGAAGCGAGCCGACGAGGUGCACCAGCGCGACAUCCUUUUGACGGAACUGAGCAACUGCACUAUCAAACUGUAUGGUAAUCCUAACACCUUGCGGCUGACCAAGGCCCGCAGCUGCAAGGUGCUCUGUGGCCCGGUGUCCACCUCUGUGUUCUUGGAAGACUGCAGUGACUGCAUACUGGCCGUAGCCUGCCAACAGCUCCGUUUACACAGUACCACAAACACCCGCAUCUUCUUACAGGUGACCAGCAGGGCCAUAGUGGAGGAUUGCAGCGGCAUCCAGUUCGCUCCUUAUACCUGGAGUUACCCGGGGAUCGAAAAGGACUUCCAGGGCUCUGGUUUAGAUAGGAGCAAAAACAACUGGACCAACGUUGACGAUUUCAAUUGGCUGGCCCGGGAUAUGGCCUCCCCAAACUGGAGUAUUCUUCCUGAAGAGGAGAGAAAGAUCCAAUGGGACUGAGCAGUCCUUCACUCCUACCGAAUACUUUCCAUGUGGGAAUAACUCCAGCAAAGGGACCCCAAAGUCCGUUUAUUAUUGUUGUUACAUUGCAUAUGUUUUCAGUAUUUUAAGGCCUGAGAUUGUGAUAAGCUUCUGUUUGUGAUUUCCAUUAAAUUCGUGAUAGAUCUAACAACAUUUUUGCUAUUUCGGUAAUGUCUUUAAGCUUUUCUUUGAUAAUUUGAAGCAAUAAACGGAAAAGAGUGUGAUUGUG